ACCGUCUCCGAGACCCCUUCCAGCAAUGUCUGUGUCGUUCUUUGGCAGGAAGACCACCACUAGGUGGUCUCUGGCAUCAUGGAAGAUGUCAUGGACAUCAUUUGCCAUCAUAGACGACGACCACUAGGGGGCGGAGUAGUGAGCAGGAUUAGUAGGCAGCCAACCCGCCUUCCAUGGGUGGAGAACAGAAGAUUGGGGGGCAAGGUCGCACCUUCCUUCAGAGAGGUGUGGUGCCAGGCCAGCAGCUGAAGAUGCUGGUGCUUCUGCUGCUUCUGGGACCCAGCUACGGGUUUGGCGCCCUCGUCUCUCAACAUCCCAGCAGGGCCAUCUGUAAGAGCGGUGCCUCUGUGACCAUCCAGUGCCGUACAGUGGACCUUCAAGCCAUAACUAUGUUCUGGUAUCAUCAGUUCCCAGAACAGGGCCCCCUGCUGAUAGCAACUUCUAACAUGGGCUCUAAUGCCACCUACGAAAAAGGUUAUAACAGCGCCAAGUUUCUCAUCAGCCACCCAGACCAAACGUUUUCAUCUCUGGUGGUGAGAAGCGUGCAUCCUGCCGACAGCAGCCUCUACCUUUGUGCUGCUAGUGACACAGCGCUGAGCAGAGAUCAGAGACCCAAACAAGAACCUUUGCAGCAGCCCCUCUCCCCCACCCCACCCACCGCAGGGAAGAGCCCCCUGGAGGGUGUGGAGGGAGGAAAAACCACAGCCUUUCUGACUGUGAGGUGUGUGUGUGCCUGUGCGUGUGCGGGUACGUGUGUGUGUGUGUGUGUGUCUGUGUGUCUGUGUGGAGAGAGAAUGAGGGGGAAAAAAAUCUAAGUAUGGAGUGUGGAGAAAGUCUGGUUGUUUGAGAACUAGCCAAUGGGAAUGGAGCCGGGCCUAUAAAUGGCCAACUGAUAUGGAGUAGUUCCUUGGGCUGAAAAUGCUAAAACCUGGAUUUUCCUUCUGACUCUGCCGCAGGUUAAUCAUAUAUUCUUCGAUACAUCAACACAUAAUUCUCUAGGUAGGUCUCAAUAAGCUUCUGUAAAACAGUGUAUUUUUGUAAUCAACGUUGGCAUUUGUCUCCCCAAGACACUUCAUCACUUUCUUGUCACCAUCCUGGGCCCCCAAGAUAAACAGGAUCAUAAGGCAGCCAAGAAGAAGGAAGCCAGUGAUGGCCUAUAUAUCGUUUGUGAUUGUUUUGCUGUUGUUGUUUUUGUCCUUUUAGGACUGCA
Messenger RNA from Sus scrofa (pig), 1210 nucleotides. Lineage: Eukaryota; Metazoa; Chordata; Mammalia; Artiodactyla; Suidae. The record is from RefSeq and is a predicted model, not a curated record.